Molecule: messenger RNA, 492 nt
Organism: Stylonychia lemnae
Lineage: Eukaryota; Ciliophora; Spirotrichea; Sporadotrichida; Oxytrichidae
Source: the annotation of a GenBank genome assembly
AUGGCUCCACAGAGAUAUUUCAUGGACAGACUUGGUUUAGAGCCUCAAUCUGGCAUCGCUACUUAAGAAUAACUUAAGGCAGGAGAAGUGUCUCUCUGGAAAGAGCAGACAAAGCAGUAAGAGACUGCUCUGGUUCUUAAGGACAGAGAUCAAAUUGAGAAGUACGUGCUUAGCAUCGUAAGAAACUACUUCAGAACCACCAAGAAGGCAAAGGUCGCUCUUGAUUCAAACCUUAGAGAGCAUGGACUCGACAGUCUCGAUCUAAUUGAAUUAGUUAUCCAAAUCGAAGAUGAACUCGGUUAUGUUAUUGAUGCAGAGAACCUCCUAAAGUUCCAAAAGCCAAAACACUUUGUCAACUUCAUUGCCUAACUUGAAGCCUACAAACAUGAAUUCCACAGACUUCCACAUGAGGGAAUUCAUGCUAACUUCAGUUUCAGAGAGGCAUUCCCAGGACUCCCAGGUGAAAAGAAGGCUAAGAAUGACCAUCACUGA